This is a messenger RNA of Alosa sapidissima (American shad), 2271 nucleotides long. RefSeq names its product ataxin 7 like 3b (gene atxn7l3b). The record is from RefSeq and is a predicted model, not a curated record. Gene Ontology annotation, cellular component: SAGA complex; DUBm complex. Lineage: Eukaryota; Metazoa; Chordata; Actinopteri; Clupeiformes; Clupeidae. The transcript has 8 exons. Gene Ontology annotation, biological process: regulation of transcription by RNA polymerase II; positive regulation of DNA-templated transcription. Gene Ontology annotation, molecular function: transcription coactivator activity. Bases 371 to 1012 code for a protein of 213 amino acids.
UGCUGACGUUUGGCUAUCGAUUGGCCAGCCUGGAGACGACUGCAAACCCGUUGACAGCAAUGCAUUCGAGGCGAUGGACUUAGCAGGGCUGCUCAGAGCGGUAUAUGAUUCCUAAUAUAGGCUACGAGCGGAAGGGUAUCACACAGCAGCCUAGCCUAUGCACUGUCCUUCUCUUUCAUUGACUAUAGCUUUAAACGUUAAGUUUGAUCUGAUUUGAAUAUCGAUUGGAUCAAAUGAGCAGUCGCAGUGUAAUAAGAAGGAAUGCUCAAUCGAAGCCUGCAACGGCCCGCUCGGUUCUCGCCCUGUAGCUCCCGAUGCCUGCUGCGCUACACUAUGUAGACAGCAGUGCCUCCUCCUUUAGUUUUUGCAAAUGAAAAUGGAGGAGAUGUCACUGUCCGGCCUGGACAACAGCAAGAUGGAGGGUAUCGCCCAGGAUAUUCUGACAGAUCUGGUUGAGGACGCGUGCCUGGGCUUGUGUUUCGAGGUGCACCGCGCUGUCAAACAGGGCUACUUCUUCCUGGACGACACGGACCAGGAGAGCAUGAAGGAGUACGAAAUCGUGGACCAGCCAGGGGUGGACAUCUUUGGCCAGGUGUACAACCAGUGGAAGAACAAGGAGUGUGUGUGUCCCAACUGUAGCCGCAGCAUCGCGGCGUCGCGCUUCGCACCACACCUGGAGAAGUGCCUGGGCAUGGGCAGGAACAGUAGCCGCAUCGCUAACCGCAGAAUUGCCAGUGGCAACAACACCAACAACAAGUCGGAGAGCGACCAGGAGGACAAUGACGAUGCCAACGAUAACGACUGGUCCUACGGCGCAGAAAAGAAAGCCAAGAAGAGAAAGUCAGAUAAGGUAUUUUUACAUUCUUUGAAACAACCUGUAGCAUUGAAUCCAAACUCCCCAAGAAGAUCCAAAUCUCUCAAGCAUAAAAACGCUUUGCUGGGCCCUAAACGUCGUGUGGAGAAUCAGGAAAGCCCAUGUGUGUUGCUAAGAGACGAGGCGUUUCCACAGUGACCAAGUGAAGCAGGAGACCAUCAGACACCACCCACACAUCACUACAACGAUCUCUCCAUAAACAACAGGAAAACGAGAAAAGAAAAAAUGAAUCGCACAUCACACGGUCAACAUCUCACCACUUCAGAAGAGGAGGAGGAGGAGAAAGAGAUGGAGGAGAAGGAAGAGGAAGGAUCUGUUCUUCUGUUUACACAAGUGUUCAACAACAAAAAAACUUUUUGCUCGAAAAUAACGUUUGUGUCUCUGCUGUUGCUGUUUAUUUUUCCCGACAUAUUUGCACAAGGAAAUGAGAAGGUGUUGGACAGAACAAACAUCGUCGCUAAUACUUGUUGACCUGUUGCUGCAUGGGCCGCCCUCCUGUAACCCCACUCACCCUGACCACACAGCUGAUGACUCUUAAACGACGGCGCUUCUGGUCUGGCCUGGGUACGGUCCUCACCGGGCAGGCUCGUUCCACCACGGCCGGGGUGUGGUGCGGUGCGGUGGAGGGUAUAUCUGGUGGCGUUGGGGAAAGCGCACAAUGUGUAAGCACUCAGGGGAGAUGGCAGGAACAGCUGAGCUGUGUGUGACAGUCGUUACUGUGGCAGUCAGAAGCAGCCGAGCUCAGAGCUGCAAACUCAUUGAUUUGCCUCCUGCCGCUCUGAUAUGCAUAUGCAUCUAUCUUACUGAAUAAGAAACAAAAAGAGAAACGAUUUUAACUCUCAGUUCACAUUAGGUGUUUUUUUUUUUGUGUGUCUCAAAUGAUGGCAGAACAUAAGUUGGUCUGUGAUUGUUUUACUCUUUUUUUUUUCUCUCUCUUUUCUUUUUGGUCUAUCUGUUUUCACGUGUUCAGUGUUGUCCUUUACAGUUAGUCCAUAAUGUAGUAGUCGAAUUACACACAGGCAGCGGGGAGGCUUUUAAAUCACGUUGUGGAACUGGACAAAACACAUUGAGAUGUCUGGCAUCACUCAAAAGGCAUCACUCAAAAGGACUUCCUCUGUCUCAAGAUUGUCGUGCCACUGGCAUUGCCUUGGGGACGGACUAUAUUCUUUUAAAUAUGAAUCAAGUGUUGUUUUUUUUGUUCUUUCUCUUGCUCUCUUUCUCUCGGAUCUCUUUCGUUCCAUUUAUUAGCUGUUUACAUUGUAAGGAAUCAUUUCUAUCUUCACUGUGUUGUAACUGUGUAUAUUUGAUGGUAAAAAUGCUGCUACACUGGCCAUGAGUCUUCAACUUGUGGACAUCCUCACCCACACAUAAUAAACCACCUGAACUCAAAACCUCAA